GGGCCGUCCCCGCGCGGCGCUGCGGCUCCCGUCAUAUGAGCAGAAACGAUGAGAAAAGCGCUUUUUAAUCUUUUCGCACUUGCCUACUUCUUCAAACAGUUGCAGGAUGGCUAUGACUGACGUGCUCAGCGCUGAGGAUAUCAAGAAGGCUGUGGGAGCCUUUUCAGCGGCUGAGUCUUUUAACUACAAGAAGUUCUUCGAGAUGGUAGGAUUGAAAAAGAAGAGCCCAGAAGAUGUGAAGAAGGUUUUCCGUAUUCUUGAUAAAGACCAAAGCGGCUUCAUCGAAGAGGAAGAAUUAAAGUUUGUACUGAAGGGCUUUACCCCAGAUGGGAGAGACCUGUCAGACAAAGAAACGAAGGCUCUUCUGGCUGCUGGAGAUAAAGACGGUGACGGUAAAAUUGGCGCCGACGAAUUUGCAACUAUGGUGGCUGAAUCAUAAAGGCUUUGACCAAUGC
Messenger RNA from Opisthocomus hoazin, 455 nucleotides. It is a transcript of the gene PVALB, whose product is annotated as parvalbumin. Gene Ontology annotation, cellular component: cytoplasm. The record is from RefSeq and is a predicted model, not a curated record. Gene Ontology annotation, molecular function: calcium ion binding. Lineage: Eukaryota; Metazoa; Chordata; Aves; Opisthocomiformes; Opisthocomidae.